Messenger RNA from Eurytemora carolleeae, 2130 nucleotides. RefSeq lists its product as uncharacterized. The transcript has 26 exons. NCBI's taxonomy places the organism in Eukaryota, Metazoa, Arthropoda, Copepoda, Calanoida, Temoridae. The coding region runs from base 163 to 2130 and encodes 655 amino acids. Gene Ontology annotation, molecular function: protein binding; extracellular ligand-gated monoatomic ion channel activity. Gene Ontology annotation, biological process: monoatomic ion transport. Gene Ontology annotation, cellular component: membrane. The record is from RefSeq and is a predicted model, not a curated record.
ACUAGAGGCCAACGUUGUACAAGGUCUCAAAUAGCAACAUACUCUCUUGAAAUUAAUGAAAAUGUGGCGGAUGGUAUAUUCGUUUUAGAUUUUCAGAAAGAUGGGUAUGCUACUACCAGUUCCUGGGCAGAAUACAACGGAACACUUAGCAAAGAAAAAUAUAUGAAUACAAGUGGUCUUCUUUCCUUUACAUACUGUCACAGGUUUAAGCUGUACUACAACAGACCAAGAAUGUUUAUUAUGACCUAUGCUUACAAUGACCAGGAUACAAAUGAGCUUUACUCAGAAUAUCAUCUUGGAAGAUCUGCUUUUCGAGCCUGUAAGAUAGGAACCAAGUUCUGUGCUUGGCAUUAUGAAAUGCCACAAUAUUACAUCUGGAGACAUACAUGUCUUACCUACGAUGCAUACAGAGAUACGUGGAAGCUUUUUGUAGAUGGAGAAAAGAUUGAUUCUGGAGCAUUCGCGAACGAUAGAAGAGUUGAACCUAUUCGGUCUGGUGGAGUAUUUAUCUUAGGACAAAAUCAGUUGGAGCAAAGAGGAGGAUAUGACCCUCGUCAAACCUGGAGCGGAGCUGUUACUCAACUCAACAUCUGGGAUUUUCCUAUGGAGGAAUACCACGUAGAGAAUUUGGCCAAGUGUCGAUCUGAUGCUUAUGGUAAUGUUGUUCGGUGGGAUGAAGCCUACUGGAUACUGGGUAGUGUCGAUGUCAGCAAGGUUCAACAGUAUGAGCUCUGUGCUGAUUCUAGAACAGAUUCUUCAUUUUUCCUGUUUCCUGAUCCUUUUGAUUUUAAAUUUUAUAAUUCUUUUUGCAAAAGCUUGGGAGGAGAAAUACCAUUUCCAACUAGUGAGGAUAAUUUCCAAGAGAUAAUGGAUACUACAGAAAAUCUUGUUUCUGGAGAAAUCCAUGAAAGAUGUAUGCAUGCGUCAGGAAACGUGAUUGUUUGGCUUGGAAUAACUGAUGAAUACUCUGAGGGAUUAUGGGUCAGCUCAUUCACAGGGGAAGAGCUUUCAUUUCCUGGUUAUUGGGAAGUAGGUCGACCUCUAAAAUCAGAUCGAGAUAAUUGUGCAAGAACUUUUGUCGACCGACGGUGGGCAGAUGUGGAAUGCAAAGAAAGUUUUUGUUCUGUUUGUAAGUUUGGAGCAAGGAUGAAUCUGACAAUGCGAGGAUUAUGUAAACGUGAUACAAAGCUUAUGGAGGGAUUUUUCGACACUGAAUACUUUAUAUCCGGAUUCAAGAACUUUAAACCACUGUGGAGAGGAUUAGGAAAGAGUCAUAUAUUUUAUUUACCAUCUGAGAAAACAUGGAAGCUGGAGUCACUUUAUGCAAAGGAAAAGUUUGCUAUUCUUGGGGCUGAUGACACUGAUCCAAACAAUUUUUUCCCCCUUGGAAGGAAAACUUGGAAAGUUGCUUCUGGUAUUUGCCAAUUAGAAGAUGGUGCUCCGCAUCAGCUGACUUUGACCACGUGUUUUCCAGAUAAGUUCACGUGCAACGACGGAAGCUGCGUUAGUAUUACGCAGCGCUGUAAUCUUGCAAUUGACUGUAAAGAUGGGUCAGAUGAAGAAGAUUGUAAACUACUGGCGAUCAAUGAUGAUUACCGCGGAGAACUGUUUCCUCGAGAAAAAGAUAAUUUUGCUCUUCGUGUUUUCCUCAAUGUUUCAAUUCUUUCAUUUCCAAAAAUAGAUUCAUUGGAGUUAUUUUUUACAGCUGAUUUUGUUUUGAGCAUGAGGUGGCAUGAUCCUAGAUUAAAGUUUACAGAUCUAAGAGAGGAUACUUACCUAAAUAAAUUAUCCUCAAAUACACAAGCUCGCAUCUGGUCUCCUUCUAUUGGAUAUUCUAACGCCAGGGUGAUAGGAGGAACAAAGGUUGAUCGUAUUACAAGCACGGUGGCUCAAAAGGGAGGAAAAAGAAUAGAUGAUGAUAUAGAAAGAGCAUUUGAGAUUUGUAAGAUGUUGCUUGAGUUGAGUGGAAUUACGAAGGAAAAUGUCGAGCUUGAAAUAGAUUACGACGGAGUAGAGUACACCGGAAAAAAGGUUCUGCUUGAGUAUGUAAUAGGAGACAUGUUGCUAAAAAGCCUCACCAACGAAAGCGACACAAAAUAUUCAACUCUGAAGGUUUUAUUAAACCCCUAA